Molecule: messenger RNA, 1923 nt
Organism: Suillus plorans
Lineage: Eukaryota; Fungi; Basidiomycota; Agaricomycetes; Boletales; Suillaceae
Exons: 9
Coding region: 1-1923 (640 amino acids)
Source: RefSeq, a predicted model, not a curated record
AUGAGCGGCAAUCUCGUCAGCGUCCAAUCCGAGCUAACGCUCGGCCCCAGCCCAACCACUGUGGGAAUGGCCGCUACAUUGUCUGAUAGUCGAAGCUGGACUUGUACGCCGUACACUUAUCGAGCACAACAGUACCACUCCACAGGGAAUACUGGGAUCAUUGAUGAAUCAGCUCUGGCUCUCGCAUGCAACGCACUGUGGGCCAAAGCUUGUGAACAUUCAAUUACCGUCAAAUCUAUUCUCCAUAUCUCUUCCGGUCCUUCUGAUCUGUCGGUGUUUCCUUAUGCUCUUCCUGAUGAACUAGAAGCUGCUAGGUGGGAGGAUGAAACUAUGUCUGUACUUCUACGUGAUGACCCAGAAAUGCUUGGACCAAAGGCCUGGCAUCAAGACCAUCAUCAACUACAUUGGGCUAAGCUGUUGGAUGAAUCGUUAUGCAGAGCCUAUAUUCAGUUCAGUUUAAUGAGAAUGUGUCAUCAACAGGAGGUCAUGAAAGCUUUGCUGCAAGGGGUGGCUGGGGGUUCGGUCUUACAAGGAUUGUUGCUGACUACACGUGACCAACUAUUUGAAGAUGACUCCCCGCUGGAAACUGUUGAUGCCGAGGAAUUAAACUAUGAUUGGACCCAUGGGGCUGAGGAGUGCUGUCUUAGAUGGAAAACUGCAUUGGCCAACUUCUUUGACCAAGGCACCCAGGAGCUGGAGGCUUUGGCAGUAACUGCACUGCGGGAGAUGAGGAAAUGGACUCAAAGACCGAGUACCACCCGCAAAUCUGGGAUGGAAUCGGUUAUCUUGUGUUCUGGCCUGGGUCACGAAAUCCUCUGGAUCUCCAACCCACGAGUGGGUUUGGAGAACAGGACCCCUUAUUUGUCUCUGAGCUUCCAGCGAUAUCGUUGGAAAGAGAGUCUGCUUAGUUGUUUGCUUCCAUGGGUGGAUCGAGUCUUACCUCCCAGGAUCCAGACCAGCCAGUGUUCAAAUGCAAAUGCCCGAGAAUUUCUGCGGCUCCUGUCCCGGAAUCAUGCAUGUCCAUUUAGGUCCAAUUACUCCUCAGUAUUUGCGUUUUCAUCCAAGAGAUGCUUCCUGGCUGAAGCUGUUAGAUGGAUGUUACCAACCUUGGCUGCUAAGGCGCCAUCUGUGACCUGGAUAUGCAAGGCCUCAUUGAACCAUCUAUUCUGUUUGAUCUGCGGUUUCUCCGUUGCUGAUCUGGAUUCCCUUCAUCUGGACGAAGAGCUGCAUUUGGUUCUGAAGUUAUCUGCAGAGCUGAGGAGCAUACGACGAGAAUUGUCCGAGCGUUUUCAUACGAAGUUCCACAAAAGCGUGGAUCUGGUUACCCGGGGUUGUCGUGCAUGCUAUCAUCAACCUGAGGAUUCCAAGUGUGUCAGGUAUUGGACUGUUGAACCCAGUUAUCACUCAGAAAUACAUGGGAAGGUCGUCACGCCCUAUCCUGCCAAUGAUCCUGAUCGACUUCCUCCCACAGGGAAGGGCAGGGUGGUCUAUACCGAUUAUGUUCCUCUAAUGGGUUUGGGUUUGAAAAAGAUCUCUCGCCAUGCAGAUGUGCUGGCACACUGUGGCCGGGACGUCACCCUGUUGGUUGAUGCCAGCUCACCCAAUACUGUGUUAGCAGGAGUUUCCUUUGACACAUUUUCUCAUCAGGACCUUCAGAAGAUCCAUCACGAAGCAUCUGCCGAAAAGGAAACCAAAGCCAUUAAACAGGGCAGCCAGUUCCGCCGCUUUGAAUGGGGAAGGAUGCACCCCAUAGGCUCCAGGAAACCUACUGGAGGAAAGCCUGGAGACACCUAUACCAGCUAUACUGGUAUGGAGGUGACAGAUACAUCCCACAUCAAGUUGCUCUUUGCUCAUGCUGCCGAUGUGGAAAGGAUGGUGGCUGCGAUCACACCAGUUCAUCCUCAGGUGGCUGGGGAGCUCUGA